AUGCUAUUUUGGUCGCGGCCACCAUUAGGAUCCUUGUCAAUCAAUUUAUCAAUGGGAACUGCGUGGGUGUCCAUUGUAAGAAUGGCAGGCGAGUGGGAGGUUUUAAGCAUGCGCGGUGGUUCCUCGCGGCGACCAAUGACGUCAGGGGAUCGAUCGGAGCGGAAAGCAGCGCACCUCAGGCCGCGCUCUCGACCUGUCACACCAGGCACGGCUUUUCAUUACAAAACAUCGAAAAUGAUCAACGUAUGGGGCGUGAUCUCCAUCAUCCUGUUCUACGUGCUGAUCCUGGCCGUGGGCAUAUGGGCGGCGCGCAAGAAGCCAGCCGGUAACGACUCGGAGGAGGAGGUCAUGUUGGCUGGCAGGUCCAUCGGCCUCUUUGUCGGCAUCUUUACUAUGACAGCGACGUGGGUGGGCGGCGGCUACAUCAAUGGCACCGCGGAGGCGAUCUACACCUCCGGCCUCGUGUGGUGCCAGGCGCCCUUCGGGUACGCCCUGUCGCUAGUGUUCGGCGGGAUUUUCUUCGCGAACCCCAUGCGUAAGCAGGGCUACGUCACCAUGCUGGACCCCCUGCAGGACUCGUUCGGCAGCCGCAUGGGCGGACUGCUGUUCUUGCCCGCCCUUUGCGGAGAAGUGUUCUGGGCGGCUGGCAUCCUGGCUGCAUUAGGUGCCACACUGGCUGUCAUCAUCGAUAUGGACCACCGUACAUCAGUCAUAUUCAGCGCUUGCGUCGCCGUGUUCUACACGCUGUUCGGGGGGCUCUAUUCCGUAGCGUACACUGACGUCAUCCAAUUGUUCUGUAUUUUCAUUGGCCUUUGGAUGUGCAUUCCGUUCGCGUGGGCCAACGAGCACGUGAAGCCGCUCAGCUCGAUGGACGUGGACUGGAUAGGGGAAAUCGACCCGAACUACUACUGGUUCUACAUUGACUAUGGAUUACUGCUUGUGUUUGGAGGGAUUCCUUGGCAGGUGUAUUUCCAACGGGUACUGAGCAGUAAGACGGCGGGGCGCGCGCAGGUGCUCUCGUACGUGGCGGCCAUCGGCUGCAUCUUCAUGGCCAUCCCGCCCGUGCUCAUCGGAGCAAUCGCUAAGGGCACAGCAUGGAACGAGACGGGCUACGGCGGGCAGCUGAGCGACACGGGCGAGCUGACGGCGGACCAGACAUCCAUGAUCUUGCCGCUGGUGCUGCAGUACCUCACGCCCGACUUCGUGUCCUUCUUCGGGCUCGGCGCCGUCUCCGCCGCCGUCAUGUCCUCGGCCGACUCCAGCGUGCUCAGCGCCUCCUCUAUGUUCGCGAGGAACGUAUACAAGCUGAUCUUCCGGCAGAACGCGUCGGAGAUGGAGAUCAUCUGGGUGAUGCGCGUGGGCAUCCUCGUGGUGGGCAUGCUCUCCACCGUCAUGGCGCUCACCAUACCCUCCAUAUACGGCCUCUGGUCGAUGUGCUCAGACCUGGUAUACGUGAUCCUCUUCCCCCAACUGCUUAUGGUGGUGCACUUCAAGAAGUACUGCAACACGUACGGGUCCCUCGCCGCGUACAUCGUAGCACUGUUGGUGCGGCUCUCGGGGGGCGAGAAGAUGUUGGGGCUGCCGGCACUGAUCCACUACCCAGGGUGGGAUGAGAAUGAUGAGGUCCAGCUGUUCCCUUUUAGAACCAUGGCCAUGGUGCUAUCGCUGUUCACGCUCGCCUUCAUAUCUUGGCUCUCAGUAUUCUUAUUCAACUCAGGCUACUUGAGUCCAGAGUCCGACUACUUUAAUUGCGUUGUGAACAUCCCUGAAGACAUUAGGCGAGUUGAUGAGCCUUCGGAAGCUGGUGAGCAAAUGUCAGUACUAGGAGGAGUUCCUGGUAGGUUGUAUGGUGCAGCAUCUACUUUAGUCGGAUCUGAUGAAAAAUCUGGCAGAAUAAACCCCGCUUUAGAGCCUGAUGAUGAUGAUCUAGAUGACCCUAAUGAUGGUCCUACGCCACUAUUCGGCAACAGCAACGCUCCACCACCAGUCCAGCCGUUUGGAAAACAAACGGCUUUC
Brenthis ino (lesser marbled fritillary) is the source of this 2016-nucleotide messenger RNA. The record is from the annotation of a GenBank genome assembly. NCBI's taxonomy places the organism in Eukaryota, Metazoa, Arthropoda, Insecta, Lepidoptera, Nymphalidae.